CAGAGCGAGAGGAGACCCGCGGUUGAGCUGAGGAGGAACCGGCGAUUAGGACUCUCAUUGGCAGCCCAGAUCCAAACGCUAGCUGCCGAGGCCUCGUGCCCCAAACGCCAGCCAUCCCUCUGUAUUGCCAUGGGAAUUCAAGGCCUGGCCAAAUUAAUUGCUGAUGUGGCCCCCAGUGCCAUCCGGGAGAAUGACAUCAAGAGCUACUUUGGCCGCAAGGUGGCUGUUGAUGCCUCCAUGAGCAUUUAUCAGUUCCUGAUUGCUGUUCGUCAGGGUGGGGAUGUGCUGCAAAACGAGGAGGGUGAGACCACCAGCCACCUGAUGGGCAUGUUCUACCGCACCAUCCGCAUGAUGGAGAAUGGCAUCAAGCCUGUGUAUGUCUUUGAUGGCAAGCCACCACAGCUCAAGUCAGGCGAGCUGGCCAAGCGCAGUGAGAGGCGGGCUGAGGCGGAGAAGCAGCUGCAGCAGGCUCAGGCUGCUGGGGCCGAGGAGGAGGUGGAAAAAUUCACGAAGCGGCUGGUGAAGGUCACUAAGCAGCACAAUGAUGAGUGCAAACAUCUGCUGAGUCUCAUGGGCAUCCCGUACCUUGACGCGCCCAGUGAGGCAGAGGCCAGCUGUGCUGCCCUGGUGAAGGCUGGCAAGGUCUAUGCUGCAGCCACCGAGGACAUGGACUGCCUAACCUUUGGCAGCCCUGUGCUAAUGCGACACCUGACUGCCAGUGAAGCCAAGAAGCUGCCCAUCCAGGAAUUCCACUUGAGCCGGAUUCUGCAGGAGCUGGGCCUGAACCAGGCACAGUUUGUGGAUCUGUGCAUCCUGCUGGGCAGUGACUACUGUGAGAGUAUCCGGGGCAUUGGGCCCAAGCGGGCUGUGGAUCUCAUCCAGAAGCACAAGAGCAUUGAGGAGAUUGUGCGGCGGCUCGACCCCAGCAAGUACCCCGUGCCGGAAAAUUGGCUCCACAAGGAGGCCCAGCACCUCUUCCUGGAGCCCGAAGUGCUUGACCCUGAUUCUGUGGAGCUGAAGUGGAAUGAGCCAAAUGAAGAAGAAUUGGUCAAGUUCAUGUGUGGUGAAAAGCAGUUCUCCGAGGAGCGAAUCCGCAGUGGAGUCAAGCGGCUGAGUAAGAGCCGCCAAGGCAGCACACAGGGCCGCCUGGAUGAUUUCUUCAAGGUGACUGGCUCUCUCUCUUCAGCUAAGCGCAAGGAGCCAGAACCCAAGGGCUCCUCUAAGAAGAAGGCAAAGACUGGGUCAGCAGGGAAGUUCAAAAGGGGAAAAUAAAUGUGUUUCUCCCCAGUAUCCCUCUUUGGCCCAAGAAUAUCUGCCUUGUUGCACCCGUGAGAGCUAGAGCUAGAGAAACCUCCAUGGCUGUAGGGAGGGUAUUCUGUUGCCUUUCUAGUACCAGCCUUCUCAGUAGUGUUUUUCCUUUUUUUUUUUUUUUUUUGAUCUUAUGGCAGAAAGGCCACAGAGAUACUUUGUUUUCUUCCUUUUUUUAGCUCAGGAAAGUAUGCCAGGCUCAAACCACUUCUCAGGCAGUUUAAUGGACACUGAAUCCAUUGUUACAUGAAAGUGAUAGCAACUAGUUUUAGAGAUGGGAGAGGGAGAUAAAUGAUGGAGACAAAAAACUGUAUGGAAAUGAUUUCCUGGCUGGCUGACUGGUGGCCAGUGUGAGGUGAUGGUGGAACCAGACUUGCUUCUCUCUAGUUCAGCCUCGACACACCCUGAAAGAUAGCCAUCAGGAAGACCUAGUCUUAGCGAUGGGAACACUACUGAAGAGAUAGGACAAGCACAGAGCAGGAGUCCCUGGAGUUGGCAGCAUGGGUUUAAUUACCGGCUCUGUCUUGGGGUGGGCAAAAACUUGAACUUGCUAUGUAAUUUGAGUCUUUACAGUGGUUCUUCAGAGUGAGAUGGCGACGUUCUUCUUGUCUUUCUGAGGCAAUCAACUGAGUUGAAGC
Cynocephalus volans (Philippine flying lemur) is the source of this 1946-nucleotide messenger RNA. RefSeq names its product flap structure-specific endonuclease 1 (gene FEN1). The transcript has 2 exons. NCBI's taxonomy places the organism in Eukaryota, Metazoa, Chordata, Mammalia, Dermoptera, Cynocephalidae. Gene Ontology annotation, molecular function: 5'-flap endonuclease activity; DNA binding; 5'-3' exonuclease activity. Gene Ontology annotation, cellular component: nucleus. The coding region runs from base 130 to 1272 and encodes 380 amino acids. The record is from RefSeq and is a predicted model, not a curated record.